Brassica rapa (field mustard) is the source of this 1562-nucleotide messenger RNA. RefSeq names its product growth-regulating factor 2. Gene Ontology annotation, cellular component: nucleus. Gene Ontology annotation, molecular function: ATP binding. The record is from RefSeq and is a predicted model, not a curated record. Lineage: Eukaryota; Viridiplantae; Streptophyta; Magnoliopsida; Brassicales; Brassicaceae. Gene Ontology annotation, biological process: developmental process; DNA-templated transcription; regulation of DNA-templated transcription.
AUGGAUAUUGGGACUCAUGUUCCCGGGUCGGUUACUAGUAAUGUAAAUGGGUCACCAGAUCUGAAAGAAGACAGAUCCGGUUUGCCACGAAGCUCAAAGCUAGCAAAGACAACAACAAUGGCAGAAGACAAGAGCUUGUCUUCCCCUUACGCAGCUGCUUACAGCAAGUCGUUGGGGUUCCCACUUAUGAGAUCUGCUUCUGACUCUCUCCGACAAGAACAAAUGCUUAGCUUCUCAGACAAACCAGAAGCUCAAGACUUCAGUAAAUAUGUCUGUUUGGAUAACAAGAACUCUCUCUCGCCGUUUCUCCACCAGUUCCCACCUCAAUAUAGAAGCUACUCAGGAGGAGGAUAUGGUUGUGGUGGGAUGAUGAUGAGCAUGCAGGGGAAAGGACCUUUUACAUUGACUCAAUGGGCUGAGCUAGAACAACAGGCGUUGAUCUAUAAGUAUAUCACAGCCAAUGUCCCUGUUCCUUCUAGUUUGCUCAUCUCUAUCCAGAAGUCCUUUUUCCCUUAUGGAUCUUUGCCUCCUAGCUCUUUUGGAUGGGGAACUUUUCAUCUAGGUUUUGCAGGAGGUAACAUGGAUCCUGAGCCAGGGAGAUGCCGUAGAACAGAUGGGAAGAAAUGGAGGUGCUCAAGAGAUGCUGUUCCUGAUCAGAAAUACUGUGAAAGACACAUCAACAGAGGCCGUCACCGUUCAAGAAAGCUUGUGGAAGUCCAAUCUAACCAGACCGCCGCUGCUGCUGCUGCUGCAUCCAAAGCGGUUACAGCGCAGCAACAGUCCGUGGCUGCUGGCGGUAUUAACCGUAACCGCAGUCUCACCACCGCAGCUCAAUACAUCAAUCCGUCUAACAAUAGAGUCCAGAGCCAGGUGUAUCCAUCCACCGUUAACUUGCAACCCAAGGAAUCUCCCAAACCGAGAAACAACAACAGCUCUUUUGAGUUUGGACACAUAUCCUCUGAUUCAUUGGUGAACCCGCACAACCACAGCUCAUGGCCCGAAGAGCUGAAGUCAGACUGGACGCAGCUUUCAAUGUCAAUUCCAGUAGCAUCAUCAUCAUCAUCAUCUCCUUCCUCCACUGGUGAAGACAAAACCACUCUGUCACCUCUCAGGCUAUCGCAGGAGUCUGAGCAGGAAACAACACUCAAAAAGGUGAAUACUUGGAUACCAAUCUCAUGGGGAAACUCCUUGGGAGGUCCUCUAGGUGAAGUACUCAACAGCACAACGAACAGCCCCACGCUGGGAUCUUCUCCUACAGGUGUUCUGCAAAAGUCAACGACGUUUUGUCCACUCUCUAACAGCCCCGUUGCAGAGAGCAACAACAACUUCCGUUACACUACCUGAGGAGGAAAAGUGUUAAAAGCUCUGUCCUUAUUUAUUUUAUCUUGUUUCUUUGGUGCAUUGCUUUGUUCUUUUGUGUUUCUUGAAUCGUUUGGUCAGAUCCUUUUUUAGGGUUUUUUUCGCUCUGUAAUUGUGGCUUCCACUGAAGGUUAGGGUUUAGGUGCUCUUCAAACAUAUAUGGACUUGAGGAUUUAAUUUCCUAUUGGGCUUUCAGAACCAAA